Octopus bimaculoides (California two-spot octopus) is the source of this 615-nucleotide messenger RNA. RefSeq names its product interleukin 17-like protein. NCBI's taxonomy places the organism in Eukaryota, Metazoa, Mollusca, Cephalopoda, Octopoda, Octopodidae. Gene Ontology annotation, cellular component: extracellular region. The record is from RefSeq and is a predicted model, not a curated record. Gene Ontology annotation, molecular function: cytokine activity.
AUGGACCUAACUAAAUUACAAAUAAUCAGGGAUAAGCGAUAUUAUAUAAAUGUAAUAUGGAGAAUAUUUAAGGUAUUUAUCCACUUUGUAUUAUUCCUCUUCUUCAACGCCAUCUUGUUCAUAAUUUCGGCGUCAUUUACGACCAAAUACAAAAUACCAACAGAUUUGAAAGUCCGAUACGAGAGACUCUCCAGUGCAGCCGUUGGCAAUAAAUUUUUUCUACCCGCUGAAAUGGCUUCAACUGGAAGUAGACAGCCAAGGCUCAACGACGGUGAUAAAUUUUGCCCAAAAUCUCUUUCUACUGAUAUUAUCCUUGAACGUUCAACCUGCCCAUGGUACCUGACUACUACUCAUGAUUCAACAGUUUUCCCUCCAUCACGUACUGAAGUAGUGUGUCGCUAUGGACACUGUCUAGACCUUGACAACAAUCAUCAAUGUGUAACAGUAUAUAAUAAAAUGUCUGUCCUCAAACGUACAGGUGAAUGUGUCGAUGGAUUGUAUGUGUACAAACCAAGCGUGAUUGAAGUAGCCACAGCUUGUGUAUGUGCACGAACAUUACAUAACAUUAAUGGGAGAAAUGAAAGCCAAUGUGCAACGAAAAAUGGACCAAUAUAA